CAUAGAUGUGAUCGCUAUGCAAAAUGACAACCACAAAAAGCUGCUAGGCAGAAGCCAAAGGCAUACGGUUGUAAAAUGCAUAGAUAUGGAUAAGGUGCUGCUUCCUUGUUCUUGUUCUCAUUGUUAACAUUGCAAACUUCAAAGUUGAAACUGAAGAUGAAAGAAGCUACACAAAGGUAUGCAGUAGUGACAGGGGCAAACAAAGGAAUUGGAUUAGAGAUAGUUAGGCAGUUAGCUUCAGUUGGAAUCAAGGUGGUGCUUACAGCAAGAGAUGACAAGAGGGGUCUUCAAACUUUGCAAACUCUCAAAGCCUCAGGUUUAUCUGACCUUGUAGUUUUUCAUCAACUAGAUGUGGCUGAUGCUGCAAGUGUAGCUUCUCUGGCAGAUUUUGUCAAAUCAGAAUUUGGGAAACUUGAUAUUCUGGUGAACAAUGCAGGGAUUAUUGGAGCUAAAAUUAAAGACAAUGAUUUAUAUAAUUUGGCGAUUUGUAACUUUGGGGUGUUAUCAGAAGAUGACGGGGAUAAAGCAAUGACUCAAACAUAUGAGUUAGCUGAAGAAUGCUUGCAAACAAAUUAUUAUGGUGCUAAAAUCACUACUGAGUCCCUUCUACCUCUCCUACACUUAUCUGAUUCACCAAGAAUUGUGAAUGUAUCAUCCUCCCUGGGGAAGUUAGAGUGUGUACCAAAUGGAUGGGCUAAAGGAGUCUUGAGUGAUGUUGAUAAUCUUACAGAAGAGGCAGUGGAUGGAGUAUUGAAAAGGUUUCUCAAAGAUUUCCAACAAGGUUCAUUAGAAAGUAAAGGGUGGCCUAAGACUUUGAGUGCAUAUAUUAUGUCCAAAGCUGCUAUGAAUGCCUAUACAAGAAUUCUUGCCAGGAAAUACCCCACUUUCUGCAUCAAUAGUGUUUGCCCUGGUUAUUGCAAGACAGAUAUAACUGUCAAUAACGGUUUCUUAACUGCUGAAGAAGGUGCUGCUAGUCCUGUGAGGCUAGCACUGCUUCCCCUUGGAAGUCCAUCUGGGCUCUUCUAUUACAAGGGAGAUGUGUCAUCCUUUUGAUUAGUAGUAUAGUUUUAUGGAUUGAAAAGCAGAUUGCAUUACAAAGCUUUUGCUUGUGUAUUAUGAUUCUACCAUUGUAAUCAAAUUAAUAUUAAUUACCUUUUAAAUA
Messenger RNA from Lotus japonicus, 1162 nucleotides. Its product is annotated as (+)-neomenthol dehydrogenase-like. Lineage: Eukaryota; Viridiplantae; Streptophyta; Magnoliopsida; Fabales; Fabaceae. The record is from RefSeq and is a predicted model, not a curated record. The coding region runs from base 157 to 1053 and encodes 298 amino acids. Gene Ontology annotation, cellular component: membrane. Gene Ontology annotation, molecular function: oxidoreductase activity, acting on the CH-OH group of donors, NAD or NADP as acceptor. The transcript is spliced from 5 exons.